Penicillium daleae is the source of this 885-nucleotide messenger RNA. RefSeq names its product DUF2841 domain-containing protein. The transcript has 3 exons. The record is from RefSeq and is a predicted model, not a curated record. Lineage: Eukaryota; Fungi; Ascomycota; Eurotiomycetes; Eurotiales; Aspergillaceae. Bases 1 to 885 code for a protein of 294 amino acids.
AUGUUUAACAUGUUGCCCUUUACGCAUUUUGCGCUUAUUUAUAUGGACGCAGACGGCACCGUCCAUAUACAAGCUUCAGAGUCAAUCGCAAACAGCUGCCACGAGAUACUAUGGACAAAGGUGAUGGAUGCAUUUCUGAGAGCCGUAGCGUCCUCUGAACAAGCUACCAUUACUAUUGCCAAAACCUCACGUCCAUCGCAGCUAACUGGGAUAUCCAAUUUUGGGAUAAACAGUAUGAGUGAAGCGCACAUGCAAAACUCUGUCCCAAUAGCGAAUUCUUUUCAGCCUAUCAAUUGGCCUACUCACAGACGAUGUUGGCCUUCUUUGUCUUCGCAAGGCCUGCAGCAUAACUGGAACCAAUUUUAUAAUAAGGACGCCAACAUUUCAAGGAAAACGAAGACUAUGAUAUCUGUCAGGGACCGAAAUUUCCUGGGCUUAUAUUAUACCGUGGCUUUUAAUAACCUCCAACAGACAAGUUGCCGAAUUCUUGCGAAGGCAUAUAUCAAACUCGUGGAGCCUCGUAAGCAGGUGAACUAUCCAUAUAAUGGACGAAAGUUUGUUGCUGGAACUCUAAAGCAGCUUGACCCUGAUAUGACUAAACCGCCAUGGUGGCCCCUUGGAGUGAUCCAUCGGGAGCCUGGUCAUCUGCCUAAAGUUGGUGGGAGAAUCACCGUUCUUUCGACGUAUAGCACACAACGUAUUCGACUUCUAGUUCACAUACUUCGUGAGCUGCGCUUCAGCCACGGGAUUUCGGUCUCAAAGCUAAAAGAAGCUAGCCAGCUUAUCUGUCAUCAGAUCACCCCAGAGCGAUUACAGAUCCUAGAUGAGAUCUACGAAGUCAGGAGAGAAGAAGAAAACUUCUUAGAUGGAAUAAGUGGUAGGUGA